AUGACCAUGUGUAGCGGAACAAUCGUUGUUGUUCCCAGAAAUCUGCUGCACCAAUGGCAAUCAGAAUUAGAGAAGCACGUGGAAGAAGGUCACUUGAAAGUUUUAGUCAUGGACAAUGCUCGGAUACCUCUCCCACCGCCGCCGGAACUAAUUACCUACGACCUCGUCUUGUUCAGUCGAACGCGAUUUGAAGCCGAAUUUCGCGAUGGCUCGGACGAGAAAGGCCGUCGACCGUCUUACAGUGUUCCACUUUCAUGCCAAUGCCCGUACAUCGGUGCAACAAGAACCAGAAACUGCACCUGCCUGAAACAAGAGGACCUUCAUGAUUCGCCGUUGAAGGGUCUGCAUUGGCUAAGGAUCAUGAUCGACGAAGGGCAUAAUUUCUCGUCGCCAACCUCAAACGCUGUGUUGGUUGCACAGAAGCUGGUCAAGGCGGAGCGACGCUGGGUAAUUUCCGGAACUCCGGCUAAGGACGAUCUACUCGGAGUUGAGGUGGACCUCGCAUCAAAUGAGUCACCUGGUAUGGGCGUUGAGAAUGACGCUCAGACAUUGCGAGAUGUUGUUCUUCAGCAACGGAAACGCUACGGCGAUGAAGACUCGCGCGGCACAGGGGCCUCGAAGAGCCUUGGGCAGCUUGCAACCCAUUUCCUUCAGGUCAGACCCUGGGCAGAAACGAACUACGAAGAACGGGCAGACUGGAUGGAUCAUGUGUACAGGCAUGUGGAUCAAGGUAACAAGCGCCGUACCUUCGACGCGUAUUCACAAUGCAUGAAGAAGGCCUUGGAGCAACUCAUUAUCAAGACCCAACCAUUCGAUGUUGAAAGAGAUUUGAUAUUACCACCUCUUACUCACCGGGUCGUUAGGCUUGAGCCAAGCUUCUACGAUAAAGUUUCCGCGAACUUGUUCGUUCUUGUCUUGACAGCGAAUGCCGUCACGUCGGAAAGGACAGACAUUGAUUACCUAUUCCAUCCCCGCAGCCAACAAGCUCGGAACCAACUCAUCACCAACCUUCGCCAAAGUAACUUUUUCUGGACAGGGUUCAGUGAGAAAGACAUCGGAAAUGCAAUCGAACACGGAUGCAAAUACCUCGUCAAAGAAGAUACGAAAUGCUUAGAAGAAGACAGAAAGCUUCUGACGGACUGUAUAGAGUUCGCGGAAGAGUUCGUUCUUGCAUCAAACAAUUGGAAAGCCAUGAGUGCCACGCACGAGAUUGGCCUCUUUGUGGACUCCUGGCCCGGCAACACCUCACAUGCCUGGUCACUCGGCAAAGAACCUCCGGAGCUGUAUGGUGUUGCGCAACUGCUUCAAGCUCAGGCCCACAUAAAUGAGAGAUUGGGCAAUGAUCCAAUGGAAGGGUUUGAAGCUGCCGGCGUUGCUGCUUCUUUGGAUGCAUACCGCGCAGCUGAGAUGCAUGACAAGAAAUCCAACGCCGUCGAAGGAGAGGCUAUGAAGAUGGGAUUACCGUCCUCGAGCACUCACGUAGAAGUCAAUGUUUCCAGACUUCAUGCACCAUCAAAACAGCACGUGGCGCCGGGGCAGCCAGAUAGCCGAAAGCCUGGGAAGAACACAUCUGCUUCGGCAAAGAAGAACUUGAAACAAACAAAAACGGAGAAGAAAGCUCCUGAUGAAACGCCACGAAAACGCCCUAGGGACAGUGGUAUCGAGCUCAGUAGCGACUCGCCCUUGAGCAAGACCAAGAUCAUUGGGACUGUCUCUGCCAAGCUAACAUACCUCCUCGAGCAAGUCAUGACGUACUACAAAGACGAAAAGAUCCUCAUCUUCUACGACGGUGACAAUGCAGCGUACUACAUGGCUCAAUGUCUCGACGUGCUCGGCGUCCCCCAUGAGAUCUACUCGAAGGGUAUCUCGAACGAGCUUCGUUCCAAGUACAUCGUCAACUUUGACAAAGACUCAACGCUCAGAGUGCUCUUAAUGGACGUCCGCCUCGGUGCCUUGGGUCUCAACGUCAACCAGGCCUCGCGCGUCUACUUCAUCAACCCCGUCUGCCGCCCGAGCAUUGAGGCGCAGGCUGUCAAACGUGCCCAUCGUAUCGGCCAGACCAAGCCCGUCUACGUCGAGACGCUAAUUCUCAGCGGGACCAUCGAGGAGGCCAUGUUCGAGCGGUCCAAGGCCAUGACGCGCAACGAGCACCUGGAGGCGAAGACGCUGGAGGACGACCAGAAGAUCACCGACAUCAUCAAGGGCGCGCGCCUGCUGGCCGUCGACCCGGCGGAAGCGGUGGGCGAGCGCCAGAUGGCGCCGCUGGAGAGGCCGGAGCAGCUGUUCGGCAGGCCAGGCAGAGGCGCGUUGAGGAAGCUCGGAGGCUUUUCGCCGCCGUCGCCGAAGAGGCGCAAGAAGGAUGCGCGGGCCUCGAGGGAUGGUGCGAAGAGUUCGGUUGUUGCUGAUCGGGCGAUGGUCGGUUCGCCUUUGCAAGGGCGACAAGGCUCGGUGGUUGUGCGGGGCCAGUCUGGGACGCCGGCACCGCCGCGGUCGAGCCUGUUUGGUGGAGGUGGUUGA
Lasiodiplodia theobromae is the source of this 2517-nucleotide messenger RNA. Its product is annotated as Snf2 family helicase. The record is from RefSeq and is a predicted model, not a curated record. Bases 1 to 2517 code for a protein of 838 amino acids. Lineage: Eukaryota; Fungi; Ascomycota; Dothideomycetes; Botryosphaeriales; Botryosphaeriaceae. Gene Ontology annotation, molecular function: ATP binding; ATP-dependent chromatin remodeler activity. The transcript is spliced from 2 exons.